This is a messenger RNA of Neltuma alba, 2060 nucleotides long. RefSeq lists its product as uncharacterized. The record is from RefSeq and is a predicted model, not a curated record. Lineage: Eukaryota; Viridiplantae; Streptophyta; Magnoliopsida; Fabales; Fabaceae. The transcript has 3 exons. Bases 1 to 1761 code for a protein of 586 amino acids.
AUGGAUCUAAGCCAGGAAACUAUACUGUAUUCCCAUGAUGCUGAGCACAAGAUAAAAGAUGACAUAGGUGAUACUACAUUAUCGUUGAAUGGGAUUGGCUUUGGGAAAGCCAAUACAACCCGUUAUAACAGUAGAAAAAACAGUGGUGGAUUGAAUUUCUUCAACUCUUCUGAUGAUCAAUGCAGGUUGGUUCUGGGACUGGGCCGGCCUCCAAGGGCAUAUGAUAAUGAAUUCUUCAAUCUUGGGUCUAAAAAGAGGAAGGAAAGAGACAGCGCGUUUCCACAGUGCAUGCAAUCUGACAGUGAUUCAAUCCUUCAACUUGGUCUUUCUGGAGGAACUUAUGAGGCAUCAUGUAUCCUGGACUGUUCAGGUUCAUCUGAGAAUGAAGCAAAUUUGUCCUGUCUUUCAAGCCAAACAUCUGCUGAAAAUAGCUAUCCAAAGCUUCCUGUUGUUGAUGAGGGUUCCACCUCGGCAAAGAAAUCAGAGAAUCGAACGAGCAACUUCAAGAGAUGUAAUUUUCUUGGAUGUAUGAAAGGCGCUCGAGGUGCUUCGGGAUUUUGCAUAGGACACGGGGGAGGACAGCGAUGUCAGAAGCCAGGCUGCGAUAACGGUGCUGAGAGCCGCACGGUUUAUUGCAAGGCUCAUGGUGGAGGGAGAAGAUGCCAACAUCUGGGCUGCACUAAAAGUGCUGAGGGGAAAACAGAUCACUGCAUAGCACAUGGUGGGGGCAGGAGAUGUGAACAUCCAGGCGGAUGCACCAAGGCUGCAAGAGGCAAGUCAGGACUCUGCAUAAGACAUGGAGGAGGCAAGAGAUGUAAGAUCGAAGGGUGCACUAGAAGUGCUGAGGGGAAGGCGGGGUUGUGCAUCUCUCAUGGGGGUGGGCGCCGGUGUCAGUACCAAGGAUGCACAAAAGGUUCCCAAGGAAGCACCACGCUCUGUAAGGCACAUGGUGGUGGAAAGCGUUGCUCAUUUGCAGGUUGCACCAAAGGGGCUGAGGGGAGCACACCACUAUGCAAGGCACAUGGAGGAGGAAAGCGCUGCCUCUUCAAUGGAGGUGGUAUAUGCCCCAAGAGUGUCCAUGGAGGUACCAACUUUUGUGUUGCCCAUGGCGGUGGGAAGAGGUGUGCUGUGCCUGGCUGUACCAGGAGUGCCCGUGGCCGAACUGAUUGUUGUGUUAGGCAUGGCGGGGGUAAGCGAUGCAAGCUUGCAGGUUGUGGGAAGAGUGCUCAGGGAAGCACAGAUUUCUGCAAGGCCCAUGGUGGUGGAAAGAGAUGUGUCUGGGGGGAUGGUAAGUGUGAGAAAUUCGCAAGGGGUAAGAGUGGCCUCUGUGCUGCUCACAGUAACUUGAUGAUGCAGGGGAGGGAAAUCAACAAAGGAAGUCUGUUCAAUUCAAGACUCUUUCAUGGUCUUGUACCUUCUGCUUCCAUCGCUCGUAGUGGUUCUGAGAACAACAAUUCCUCCUCGGGGGUCACUGUUGUUUCUGAGCACAACGAUUCUACGAAAGAGCCAGAAAAACUGCAGUAUCUUAUACCAGAGGAAGUGUUGGUUCCGCUCUCAUUGAAGUCAUCAUCUUCUCUUCCGCUGUUCUUGGCUACCGAGAAGCCAAAGGAAGGUAGAAACAAGGAUAAUUUGGAGAAAGACAUUAAUUUUGAUAUCCCAGAAGGCAGGGUUCAUGGUGGUGACUUGAUGUUACAUCUUGGUGGAAAUUUCAAGAAUGCAGCCACUGUAAUCUGGAGGGACCCAGUUGGCUCAAGCGUGUAAAUUCAUUUUAGGAAUUAGGAACAUGUUUAUGAUCAAAUUGUGAAUAAGGUUUCUGCUGCUUGUCCAGUAUCUCAUGUAAGUAUAGUGUUGAUUGGUGGGUUGCUAGGUUAUUGUUUGUGGUUUGAUCUAUAUCUUCCAUUCUUGAAUAAGGUCGUGUCAAACAGCAGCACAAUGUUGAGAUACUUGGCUAAACUAAUUAGCCAAGUUAGUUGACACAUUAAAAGGGAUGGUCCCUUUUAAUAAAAAACUGUACCUUAAAUUUAUCAAUGUGAUGUAUAAGCAUCAUUCUGUUCGUUCUA